AUGCCAUCGAUCGCCAUUGCUGGCUCUACAGGCCAUCUUGGCCAGCAUAUUACUGCUGCUGUUACCUCUCAACAGUUCAUAUCCGCCUUUACCAAGGUCAUACUUCUCUCACGAAAGGAUCCCUCACAGCUCCCGCCUACCUCUGCCCCCAACAUCAUUCGCCGGCAGUACCACGAGGGCAACAUCAUGGAUGUCCUCCGGGAUGUCCAGAUCCUCGUAGACGCAAUUGGUCCCGGCGGUCAUGACCUCAAGGAUAAGUUAAUCGACUCCGUACCUUAUACGCCGGUGCGCACUUACCUUCCGUCCGAGUUCGGGGUCGACCACUACAUCCACGACUUCUCCCAUCCGGUGUGGGACCAGAAAAAGAAGCAUCUGGAGCAUGCACAGACAGCCAUCGGGCCCUGGUUUGGGUUUAAUACGAGGACGGGGGUGUACGAGGCCGUCGGUUCGGCAGACACUCCGAUUUCGUUUACUGCAUUGGAUGAUGUUGGGAAGGCGGUUGCACAGAUCACCGCGCACUCCUUUUUGUUUUCAACAGAUCAGUUACCGGAUAUCAUCCAUAUUUCAGGCGAUACAAAAUCAUUCCGGCAAAUAGCUGAUUGCAUGUCUGCUGCCGGGGCUGGGGAGAUCCAGAUAAAGGAGCUUAAUCUGAAGGAAUUUAAAGCCAAUGCGAUUAAUAAUGCUACCCCCGAUCCAGCGCAGUGUAUACGCUUCUUAAUGGGAGAGGAUAAGAUCAACAAUACGAAACGCCAUGUUAUGCAGGAUGUCAUGGUGAAUCCACGCCAAAAAAUCUGGAAGUGGAAGACGGUGGCGGACCUUGCUCGGGAAACAAAUGGCCGGCCAUGGAAAGAUAUCGAGUGGCCCAUGAAUAAAUAA
Messenger RNA from Monascus purpureus, 876 nucleotides. The record is from the annotation of a GenBank genome assembly. Lineage: Eukaryota; Fungi; Ascomycota; Eurotiomycetes; Eurotiales; Aspergillaceae.